Messenger RNA from Passer domesticus (house sparrow), 534 nucleotides. Its product is annotated as proline-rich protein 9-like. Lineage: Eukaryota; Metazoa; Chordata; Aves; Passeriformes; Passeridae. The transcript has a single exon. The record is from RefSeq and is a predicted model, not a curated record. Bases 1 to 534 code for a protein of 177 amino acids.
AUGUCCUACUACUACGAGCAGUGCAAGCAGCCCUGCCUGCCCCCUCCCUGCCUGCAGAAGUGCGCCAAGUGCCCGGAGCCCUGCACCACCCAGUGCGUCGAGGUCUGCCAGGCCCCUUGUGCCACCCAGUGCGCCACCAGCUGUGCCACCCAGUGCGUGGAGCCCUGUGCCACGCAGUGCGCCACCAGCUGCGCCCCGCAGUGCGUGGACGUUUGCGCUCCACAGUGCGUGGACGUUUGCGCCAAGCCCUGCUCCAGCCAGUGCGUGGAGGUCUGCGCCCCGCAGUGCGUGGACGUCUGCCCCACCCAGUGUGCCACCAGCUGUGCCCCGCAGUGCGUGGACGUUUGUGACACGCAGUGUGCCACCAGCUGUGCCCCGCAGUGCGUGGACGUCUGCCCCGCCCAGUGCCCCACCCAGUGCCCCGAGCCCUGUGUCACCAAGUGCGUGGAGAAGUGCCAGGCCGAGGUUUGCAACACCAAGUGCGUGGAGUCGUGUGAGACCGUGUGCCUGGAGCCCUGCUCCCACCCCUGCUGA